AUGGCUGUGGGUUCUGCUAUCAAUCGCACAAUCACCCUGGUGUUUCUAGCAGGCGCUACGCUGCUGCUCAUUCUGAUCGUGCUGUCCGGCUCGACCACCAACUUCCCAGUGGACCGUUUCUACUGGUUGCAGGCCGACACAACAGGCAUCACUGGGGCCCCCUCCGGCAAUUCGCGCUGGACCUUCUGGGGUCUGUGUUCGUUCGACUCGUCCAACAAGCUGGUUUGCCCAAGUUUGGCCCCAGCGUACCCGAUCUCGCCUCGUGACAACUUUGGCCAGGCUCCCUCCAGUGAGUUGCCCUCUGAUUUCGUGAAUUCCCGCUCUACUUACUUCUAUUUGACCCGUUUCUCAUUCUGUUUCUUCUGGAUCGCCCUUGCUUUCAUUGGCGUGUCCUUCUUGUUGUACGCGCUUUCGUGGUGUUCUUAUGCGUUCACCAAAGUUGUGUUUUUGCUUGCCACUGUCGGAGCCCUCUUUGACGCUGCUGCCGUGAGUUGUCAAACUGCGGCCACUGUUAUGGCCCGCAAUACUUUUACCAAAGCUGGUCACUCUGCGAACAUCAGUGCCACACUUCUCGGUAUCGCCUGGGCCAGUGUUGCAUGCUCGCUUUACAUCUUCUUUGGUACCGGUGUUACCUUUUUGCGUCGUGCCUACCAGUCCCACAAGGAAUACGUUGAAAUGCAAAAAUACAAGGAACAAGCUUUGAUGUACCAAGGCAAACAAGAGGCUCUACAGCCUGACACCGAGUCCUACGCGAUCCACGACGGUGGUGAGGCCAACGAAGGCAUCAACUCUGCUGGUCUAGUGGUCCCAGCUCCUGAAACUCAAGCAGAGUCCCAUCACAGUGGUAUCAAAUUUUUCAAGAUCCGCAAGACUCAAAAGCCAGGCGAUCAAGAAAGUGUUUAA
Messenger RNA from Lachancea lanzarotensis, 903 nucleotides. It is a transcript of the gene SUR7, whose product is annotated as LALA0S07e04104g1_1. Gene Ontology annotation, cellular component: membrane raft; cell cortex; plasma membrane. The record is from RefSeq and is a predicted model, not a curated record. The transcript has a single exon. Bases 1 to 903 code for a protein of 300 amino acids. NCBI's taxonomy places the organism in Eukaryota, Fungi, Ascomycota, Saccharomycetes, Saccharomycetales, Saccharomycetaceae. Gene Ontology annotation, biological process: endocytosis; septin cytoskeleton organization; cortical actin cytoskeleton organization.